AGUCACCUGUGGUCUGUGGAGAGGUUGAUGACGUCGGAAGAUGAAUAUUAAUGGAGGGUAAAUCUAAGUUGCCAAGUAUGAAAAGCAAGAAUAAAAGGGUAAAGGAGGAAAGGCGAAAAUAGAAGGUUCGUUUCUAUAUCCUGAAGACUUCUUUAUUCGACUUUGGUGCUUCUCACCUUCUACGCUUCUCUUUCUUGCAUUCCUUUGAAUUGAUCGUAUCAAUUAUCAAAGGUAUCUUUCUCUUUGAAUUCUCGGUUUCUCCUCUUUAAGUUCUUCUCUCCAAUCUCAAAACCCAAGUUUUUCUGGUUUUGGGAGGACAAGAAACGAUGGUUUUCUACUUCAAAGCUCGACCAGCGGCUGGUGAUUAUACCAUUUUCAUGGGCUUAGACAAGCACGAGAACGAAGAGCUCAUCAAAUAUGGUUUUCCCGAAGAUAUAUGGUUCCAUGUUGACAAAAUGUCUUCUGCUCAUGUGUAUCUGAGAUUGAAUAAAGGACAGACAAUUGAUGAUAUAAGUGAAGGUUUGCUGGAAGAUUGUGCACAGCUUGUUAAGGCAAAUUCGAUACAAGGCAACAAGGUGAAUAAUAUUGAUGUUGUUUACACUCCUUGGUACAAUUUGAAGAAGACAGCUUCCAUGGAUGUUGGACAAGUUGGUUUUCACAACCCUAAAAUAGUUCGCACUGUCAGAGUGGAGAAGCGUAUAAAUGAGAUAGUUAAUAGAUUGAAUAAGACACAAGUUGAGAGAAAACCAGACUUAAAAGCUGAGAGAGAUGCAGUAAAUGCAGCAGAAAGAGCUGAAAGAAAACUACAGUUGAGAGAUAAAAAACGGCGGGAAGAGAUGGAGAGGCUCGAAAAGGAGAGGCAGGCAGAGAUAAGGAGCUAUAAGGGCCUUAUGGUUCCAGAAAAGAUGACAUCCAACAAACAGAUAUCAGCAACAAACAAUUCUUUGCAAGAACUGGAAGAGAAUUUCAUGUGAGACAAGGACUGAUAGAUUUAUAUAUCUUAAGGAAAGGCCUUUAUUAGCCAAACUUCAAUGACUCAUUUCUUGAUCAGGAAGAAGUUUCAGAAAUCAAAAUUGCGAUACAGGAUCUAACUUGGAGUUUCUGACAGAUUUAUAUUCACCCCAUUGAUAAAUCCAUGGUCUCAGACCUCUUUUUAUCUGACUGGAUGUUGAUGAGAAAACUUUCUGUUUUGUUAACUGUAAGUCUGUAAGUUGAACUUGGUGUUAUGUUAAUUGUUCUGGUUGAACUCUGUAAUUCAGAUACUUCAUUAACAACCUCUAUUUCUAUUUGUGUUGUUCA
Nelumbo nucifera (sacred lotus) is the source of this 1299-nucleotide messenger RNA. RefSeq lists its product as uncharacterized. The record is from RefSeq and is a predicted model, not a curated record. Lineage: Eukaryota; Viridiplantae; Streptophyta; Magnoliopsida; Proteales; Nelumbonaceae.